AUGGAAAAGCUGGGCAAACUCGAUACUGCCGGGGACAUGUGGCGAGAGGCGAUGCUUGGCGCCAACUUCCCCCUCAAUCACCCAGCUUAUGCGGAGAGGGUAAUAUGGCAACUUAUCGCGAACGAAGACUUCAGGAGGGCACGGUCCCUCAUAGCUGAAUUGCCAUAUGAUGGUAAGAGGGAGCGCUGGCACGGUCUGUGCAGCAUAGCCUCGGGGGAUAUGGAGGGGGCCGCGGAUGCCUUCAUAAACGCCAUAAUGCUCUCGCUUCAGGAGCGCAACACUAGGGUGCGGGCAGAGAGUCUCACACAUCUGAGUCGUUUGCCUGAACAUUUGAUCCAACGUGCCGAGCGGGAAAUAGUAGAGACGAGAGUCUUGGAGGAUUCGAGUAAGACUGAGAAAGGCCAAGCCAAGCUGGUUGGUGAUGUCCCAGAUGUGGUCUCCGCGAAGAAUCAGACUGCUGUGGAUCAUUCUGAAGAUCUACUCCGAUUUAUGUUGACACAACCCGGGUUGCUUGCAUGCGAGAAUAUCGGGAGAGCUGCACGUGCUACCGCCCUACUGAGCGGUUGUCACUAUCGCCAGCAUAGCACUGCAGUGGCACUUGCCGCUCUCGAAAGAGCUGUGAACAAGAAGUCCGUCGCAGCCAUGCAGAGCAGUUUGAUCCGUCUCAGGAAUGCACUGAGGAGAGGCAGAUCUAACAAAAGCAUGAACCCAGACGAUCAAAAGAACAUCGGUGAUGGCAUCAGAUCGGUACUGGAGGCCGGAGCAGUAGAUGAGCCGUGUGUGUCCAGAAUCAUGCAGGCCCUCGGUUGCGAAGAACAGACUCGCAUGACUGAUAAUGACGGUGACCGUGAUUGUCUACCGAGAGGGAGAGAGUCUGCCUGUGACCGGCCUGGGCAUCUGGACAUGACCAACACUUGUAUUGCGGAAGCUGGAGCGACCAUAUGGGGAUUCCCAGAGCCUAUUCGAAUGGCUGGACUCGAUGGUAGAAUCUCCUCGAGUAGCGCCUAUUCCUGUGGUCCUGCAUUUGAGUGCGCUUGUUCAGUUGUGUACAUCGAUCCAAUCGUGCUGUUGCAGGACACUGGCCUUGACCCUGAGAUGAUGCCGUCACAUUCAUUGAUCAAGUUUCAGAAUCAAGCUGCACCCAAUGGGAAAGAUUUUCCCGCAUGGAAAAGCAACAAGUAG
Molecule: messenger RNA, 1182 nt
Organism: Perkinsus marinus ATCC 50983
Lineage: Eukaryota; Perkinsozoa; Perkinsida; Perkinsidae
Exons: 10
Coding region: 1-1182 (393 amino acids)
Source: RefSeq, a predicted model, not a curated record